Chaetomium fimeti is the source of this 1331-nucleotide messenger RNA. RefSeq names its product Extradiol ring-cleavage dioxygenase, class III enzyme, subunit B. The coding region runs from base 236 to 1111 and encodes 291 amino acids. Gene Ontology annotation, molecular function: ferrous iron binding; zinc ion binding; oxidoreductase activity, acting on single donors with incorporation of molecular oxygen. The record is from RefSeq and is a predicted model, not a curated record. The transcript has 3 exons. NCBI's taxonomy places the organism in Eukaryota, Fungi, Ascomycota, Sordariomycetes, Sordariales, Chaetomiaceae.
AAAAGGCAAGCAACGACUGUACUGAGAUGUUUAGGGAUAGAGUCAGCCUUUUCCAGGUUGCGUAUUGUCGAAUUGGACCGAAAGAGUCCACUUCUUAACGCUGGAGCUGAUCGGUCCCUCCGACUCAGGGGCCUCACCUACUUAUUGUCAUUUGGUGUAUUAUCCAGUACCACCAACGAACAAACUUGAUUCGAAGCACUGCACAUAACCAGUUCUCAGAAGCCCCUAGCUCAAUAUGGCACCUCUCACCCCUGUCUACUUCUUCUCCCAUGGCUCGACCAUGAUGCUUGGCGAGGAGUCCGAGUCCGCCACAUACUGGAAGAAGGCGGGUGAUGAAGCCCUCGCCAAUAACAUCAAGGGUGUGAUCAUGAUGGGAGCACACUGGGACGCCCCAGGCGACGAGGUCCACGUCGCCACGAAUCCCACCCCCAGCAAGUCGCCCGUAGCCUACGUGCACCCCAGCAAGUACGUGGACUACAAGCUCAACCCGGAUCUCCCAACAGCAGAGCGCUGCAUCGGGCUCCUGAAGAAAGCCGGAUUCGCCGCCUCGGGGGACGCCACCUUCGACUGGAUCCACGACACCUACCUGAUCCUGAUCCGCAUGUUCCCGGCGGGCUGCCCGCCGACGACGCUCAUCUCGGCCAACGAGCGCUACGACCCGCACUUCCACAUGAAGCUGGGGGCCACGCUGCGGCCGCUGCGCAAGGAGAACUACCUGAUCAUCGGGUCGGGGGGCGCCGUGCACAACCUCUACCGCAACCACUGGAUGCCGAUGCUGCGGUUCUCGGACAACUUUGCGCAGGAGCGGCCGCCGGAGUCGUGGGCGCUCGAGUUCCGCCAGGCGGUGGAGGACGUGAUCAGGAACAACACCGGCCCCAGGCUGAGGAGGGCCAUGACGCGGCUGAUGAAGCAUCCGCUCUACCGCGACGCUCACGGCACGGAUGACCACUUCAUGGCUGCCAUGUUUGUGGCUGGCGCGGCAGGGGAUGAGGAAGAUGAGGGGGUUCAGGGGGAGUUGGCGGCCGAGACGUGGGAAUUGACGAAUAUGUGUAACAGUCAGUUUGUUUGGGGGAGGUGGCCCAAGGGUUCGGUGUUGGCGGCGGCGUCGUAAUUUGGAGGGUUUUUGUGUAGCAAUAAGAUGAAAGCUGUAUCCGGUGAGGCAGUACUCGGCCCCGACUCUGAACAUCCAUUGUCAAGGAAAGACGUUGAGAGAGAAUGAGACCUCAUGGCGCGGGUCUUACUCAACUAAUACCUACACAGGUACAUACCGAACAUACCUAAGCUAGGUGUACCUUACCUUGUAGCUUAUUCUUAUCCACACUCACCUGCCU